Molecule: messenger RNA, 1681 nt
Organism: Rana temporaria (common frog)
Lineage: Eukaryota; Metazoa; Chordata; Amphibia; Anura; Ranidae
Exons: 3
Coding region: 891-1520 (209 amino acids)
Source: RefSeq, a predicted model, not a curated record
UAUAUACUAUUAUAAUGGGGUACAUGUGCAAGUCUAGCGCCAUCUACUGAUACAAUUUAUUUAUUAUUAUUUUUAUACUUUAAAAUAUAUCUAAAUUUGGUACUCAUACCACUCUAUUUUUGAACUCUUAAAUAGGCAUCACUCAGGCAGCUUGCUUUGCUGGGCCCCCUGCCCACCUGCCCGGCCCACGCUCCCUGGCUGUAUUUGGAUUCCUUCCCACUCACACUGUGAGUUCCUGUAGGCCACUCAUAAGGGGCAUUUCUGAGGACUCUCGUGUGGGGGUACAGACCACCCGUAUGGAGACAAGUUAUCAGGGAUCCUCAGGACUUUAAUUCUACUCUGGUCCAAAUAAAACUGAGAAACACAACCUUUUGCAUCAUAUACCUUUUCCUCCGAAGAAGACUCACAUGCAAGGGUCGAAACGCGUCAGGAACAUUUUGACUUAAAGAUCAGCCAAUCAUGUUGAUCAAUGUCAUGCAACUUUGAUGCUUUAUCAUCAUAUGUAUGUGUUCUCAAUGUUUAAACUGUACCAGAGCUCAUUGUUUUAUAAUCAAACUUGUUCUACUUGCUAAAAUAAAUAUCUUUUCUACCUUUUUUACAAAUAUUGGUACGUCUUUGUAAUUUCCCACAACAAGCAACAACAAUUGCUGCCUAAAAACCCCACUGGGGAAACUGUCCUUUUCUUUAUUAUCUAUUUAGGGGUGAGCAGCACUUUCCCCCAUCCCAUUGUGUCCUUAUCCUUUUUUUCAUAUAUUUUCUCGGUGGCUAAACACCUAUUCUUCCCCACAUGGACACAGGAAAGUAUAACCUAUGAGCUCUGGCACUGUGCAACUGUAUUUAACAUAUGUUUGUUUGUUGUUUUAUGGUUUUGAAUAACUAGAAGUGUUAACAUGUCCGCCUAUCAAGGUGAUGAAUGGAUGAACUUGAUGCAACAAUAUGAAGCAAAAUUUGAAAAAGGGGAACAGGUCGAUACCCAGAUCUCUUCCCAUUUUCGCAAACUGGGAAAACUCCUAGAAAAGAAGUCGUCUCUGUUCUGGCACAUUAAGUCUUUUGAAAGAUAUACUAGCGCCAAGAUAAACCCUUUUGGUCUUCGCAUACAAAUUUUUCCUCACACUGAACAAGUGGAUACCCCAUUCAAAAAAGAAUGGGAAACCAACUUACAGUUAUGCUCUCAAGAGAUGAUGAAUAUCCUAUCUCGGGAAUACACUAGACAAAUUGCUGUAGUGGAUACCGAGAUUGGUACUUUGGAGGCUUUGUUGUCUCCCCAUAAAAAACAUGAUGCAUAUAUUAAAUUGCAAACAAUGCUUGAAACUAAUCUGUUAUCUUUUAACAAGAAUAUUCUACAGGAUAAAGAAGUCAAGUUCUGGCGUGAUAAGUCUGCCUUUUCCGAGGAGCGGGCCUAUAAAUGGAACAAUACCUCUGCACAAAUGCAACAUAAAAAAGUCCCACUUUGCAUCAUAUACCUUUUCCUCCGAAGAAGACUCACAUGCAAGGGUCGAAACGCGUCAGGAACAUUUUGACUUAAAGAUCAGCCAAUCAUGUUGAUCAAUGUCAUGCAACUUUGAUGCUUUAUCAUCAUAUGUAUGUGUUCUCAAUGUUUAAACUGUACCAGAGCUCAUUGUUUUAUAAUCAAACUUGUUCUACUUGCUAAAAUAAAUAUCUUUUCUACCUUUUUUACAAA